UUACAUGGUACUUGUUUUACACGUUUUCGCUUUUACACGGUUUUCCAAAUAAGUUUUUUUUUUGUUUUUCUCGCACUCUACUAAAUGCUACUGUGUUUGAACACGUGCGCUGUGUACACAUCUCACGGGGAAUCCUUGAACUGGCUUCUGGCGACGUAGAUGCAGCCCAAGAAUAUCCAGCAAAUUUUGCAGAAAUUAUUAACGACAAUUCAUACACCCCUGAUCAGGUUUUCAAUGCUGAUGAGUCAGGGUUAUUCUGGAAAAAAAUGCCUGAAAGGACUUAUGUCUCAAAAUUUUAUAAAUCGGCUAGUGGUCAUAAAGCAGCAAAAGAUCGCAUAACAAUUAUUUUCUGUAGCAAUGCUUCAGGAGAUUAUAUUAUGAAACCAUUAGUGAUUAACAAAUCAAAAAUGCCCCGUGCCUUUAAAGGAGUAAACAUCAAUAAUCUUCCCGUUUAUUGGAGGGCUAAUAAGAAAGCGUGGGUUACUGCUGCAAUGUUUACUGAAUGGUUUCAUGAAUGUUUUAUCCCAGAUGCCAAAAAAUAUUUAAGUUCAAAGGGAUUGCCUUUUAAAGUGCUUUUGUUAAUUGACAAUGCGCCGGGUCAUCCACAAGAUCUAGAAUAUGAGAACGUUGAAGCAAAAUUUUUACCAAAAAAUACAACUUCAUUAUUACAACCAUUGGACCAAGGCAUAAUUUCUACUUUUAAAGCUUUGUACAUAAAACGAGCCUUUACAUAUAUUUUGGAACAAAUGGAGAACAAUGAAUCUUUAACAGUUAUAAGUGCUUGGAAAAAUUUUACAAUAUUAGACUGUGUGAAGCAUAUCGCCUUAUCUUACACUGCGAUUAAGCAAACAACGCUCAAUAGCUGUUGGAAAAAAUUGUGGCCAAAUGUAGUCAAAAAUGAACAUUCCAUUUCAACGUUAAAUGAUGAAUAUUCGCAGAUAGUACAGAUGGCGCAUUCAUUGGGCGGAGAAGGUUUUGAUGAUUUUACUGAUGAUGAUAUCGCAGAGUUAAUGGCUGAUAAAGAACUAAGUGAGGAUUAUUUAGUUAACUUAGUUUGCAAAAGUGAGUCUGACAAAUCUGAUGAAGAGGAAUUAGUACCAGUAACAUUCACUGCUAAAGUCAUCCGCGAAGGACUCGCAUUGGGAAGAAAGCUGGGUAAUCAUUUUAUACAAAAUGACACAAAUGUUGAAAGGGCUUUACGAUUCCAACGUGACAUAAAUCGCUGCUUGGCUUAAUAUGAAGAAGUUUACAAAGAUCUUACAAAAAAUUCGAAGCAAUUGUUAAUAACCGAUUUUAUUACCACCUCUCAGAAUGUAAAUACUUCUGAUUCAAACAUCGAAUCGGCACAAAUAACUUCGAGUGAUGAAAGUGAAUUCCAACCUUCGAUUCCGAAAAAAAGA
Molecule: messenger RNA, 1400 nt
Organism: Teleopsis dalmanni
Lineage: Eukaryota; Metazoa; Arthropoda; Insecta; Diptera; Diopsidae
Product: tigger transposable element-derived protein 1-like
Exons: 1
Coding region: 267-1235 (322 amino acids)
Cellular component (GO): nucleus
Molecular function (GO): DNA binding
Source: RefSeq, a predicted model, not a curated record